This is a messenger RNA of Olea europaea var. sylvestris, 2225 nucleotides long. Its product is annotated as histone deacetylase 15. Gene Ontology annotation, molecular function: histone deacetylase activity. Lineage: Eukaryota; Viridiplantae; Streptophyta; Magnoliopsida; Lamiales; Oleaceae. Gene Ontology annotation, cellular component: histone deacetylase complex. The record is from RefSeq and is a predicted model, not a curated record. Gene Ontology annotation, biological process: chromatin organization. The transcript has 18 exons.
GGACAAUUUCGAUUCGCUAAAACCAGAGGGUGCAUCAGCAAAAAAAACCAUUUACUAAAUACUCGCGCUCGGCGGUAUUGCUCCCACUGUAUUUCCUCUGCUGCUCCCCGCAAAUCAUCAGUCGAAUCCUACGAGAAUUCGCAUGUUUUGCCUGCCCUAAAGAUUUGACCCAAAAAAUGACUCGCUUGAACAAUGGAGACGCUGAAAAUCAUCUUCAAAACGGAGACUCAGAGCCCAAUUCCAAUGCAGAGGAUGCUACAAAAUCCGCGAAAGCGAAGCGGAAGAAUGAUAUGACUUUAGAGGAUAUGUACAAUACCCCUUAUGACUUCGACGAAGAUGAGGAUGAAGACAGUGAUUGGGAACCAUUUGAGAACCAUCACGUCGUUGAAAUCGCCAAGUGGUUUUGUGUCAAUUGCACAAUAUUUAAUCUUGAUAAUUUUGACCAUUGCAAUGUAUGUGGUGAACAUAGAAACUCUGGAAUACUAAAGCAUGGAUAUUUUGCCUCUCCCUUCUCUCAGGAGGAAUGUCUCCUUCAAAACGAAACAGAAAUAGCUGAAAGAGAUAAAGGUUCAUGCUUGCAAACAAUUGCAUCGGACAAAUCUACUGCCAUAGGAUUUGACGAAAGGAUGUUGCUUCAUGAAGAAGUUGAAAUGAAGUCUCAUCCCCACCCAGAAAGGCCAGAUCGUCUUCGAGCCAUUGUGGCUAGCCUUGAAACUGCAGGUAUAUAUCCUGGAAGGUGCUUUCCUAUAUUGGCAAGAGAAAUUAAACGAGAAGAACUCCAGAUGGUACAUUCCUUGGAGAAUAUUGAAGCCGUUGAACUUACUAGCAACAUUCUCUCCUGCUACUUCACACCUGAUACGUAUGCGAAUCAAUAUUCAGCACGUGCUGCCAGGCUUGCAGCUGGCUUAUGUGCUGAUCUCGCUUCAGCUAUUUAUUCUAGAAGUGCCAAAAAUGGUUUUGCUUUGGUUCGCCCUCCUGGUCAUCAUGCUGGUGUAAAACAGUCCAUGGGUUUCUGCCUUCACAAUAAUGCAGCCAUUGCUGCAUGCGCGGCUCAGGUUGCAGGAGCUAAGAAGGUCUUAAUUAUUGAUUGGGAUGUACACCAUGGAAAUGGCACCCAAGAAAUAUUUGAGAAAAACAAAUCGGUUUUGUACAUAUCCCUGCAUAGACACGAGGGUGGAAAGUUUUAUCCUGGUACCGGAGCUGCUAAUCAGGUUGGUACCAAUGGUGCAGAAGGAUACUGUGUCAAUGUUCCAUGGAGUCGAGGAGGAGUUGGCGACAAUGACUAUAUAUUUAGUUUCAUAGAAAUAUUUUUACAAUGAUAUGCAGCUUCAGAGUUUGCCCCAGAUUUCACUAUCAUAUCAGCUGGAUUUGAUGCUGCAAGGGGUGAUCCUCUUGGCUGCUGUGAUGUUACUCCUGCUGGCUAUGCACAGAUGACACAAAUGUGCAGUGCUCUUUCUGGCGGGAAGUUAUUGGUCAUCCUUGAGGGCGGAUACAAUCUUCGUUCAAUAUCAUCCUCUGCCACUGCAGUAAUUAAGGUCUUACUUGGGGAAUCUCCUGAAUGUAAUUUGGAUAGCAUAGUACCUACUAAGGCUGGAUUGCGAACUGUUUUAGAGGUCCUAAAAAUUCAGAUGAAAUAUUGGCCUGCAAUGGAACCCAAGUUUUCUAAAUUAGAAUCAGAAUGGGGGUCGUAUGCCUUCCUUCAUGCAAAAUGGCCUGCAGAAAAACAGAAGAGAAAGAGAAGACAAGCGGCCGUGCCUAUGUGGUGGAAAUUGGGACGAAAGAGGUUGAUGUUCUGGGUCUUGCGCAAGAAGCUUCGUUCAGAAUUGAAUUGGUGCUGACUAUUGUUUGCAGAUAUUAUUGCGUCAUUUUCCCUUAGUAGAGUAGAGCUUCCAGGGUCUUCAUUGUAUUAGUGGCGAUGUUAGAAAGAGAGGUGCAUUCACACUCGCUGUUCCAAAGAAAAGGGAAAGGGAAAAUAGUAUUUCUCAUCCAUUGCUUACCGGCUUGCUAUUUUUAUGGCAAGUAACUGAAUUGUACAAUGCAUGUUUUGAUAUUUAACCAAUCCCUUUUUAGGCGAGUUCUCAGCCAGAAUAUCUGGGCUUUCGUAUUGACGAGUUUAAUCUAAUACAGGAAUGGUUGUGUCAAUAUUGAUUGACCGGACAAUUAAAAUUGUGAAAGCAUGCAAAUUGUUGGAAUUUGAGGUCAAUUCAUUCCUCUAUUAGCUUACA